This is a messenger RNA of Ogataea haglerorum, 1533 nucleotides long. RefSeq lists its product as uncharacterized. Gene Ontology annotation, biological process: dephosphorylation. Gene Ontology annotation, molecular function: phosphatase activity. The record is from RefSeq and is a predicted model, not a curated record. NCBI's taxonomy places the organism in Eukaryota, Fungi, Ascomycota, Pichiomycetes, Pichiales, Pichiaceae. The transcript has a single exon. The coding region runs from base 1 to 1533 and encodes 510 amino acids.
AUGCAGAUUCUCGGUAUCCCCAACUAUGUAAUGUUUUUCCUUCUUUCUUUGCUGCCAAUCGCUCUGGCUGUGGACUCUCAGUCCCUUGAAGGAAAAUACUCAUGUGUGGGCACGUUCAUCUUUGGUCGCCACAAUGAUAGAGUCGCCAAACCGGCAAACUACCUCACCACUCUGGGAGCCGUUGAACAAGUCGAUUCGGGUGGCUUUUUCCGGGAGAGAUACUUUGGUUUGGACAAAGACGGGAACUCUGUGAAUUCGGAUUUCGUCAUUAACGGGCUAGACCCGCAGGGCUACUUUGUCUACGGAGACACUUACGCUCAAUGUCCGGCUUCGACAGUCAUCGAGUAUUCCCAAAUGUCUUUCCUGCAGGGUUUGUACCCUCCUUCCACUGCCGUCGACAAAAACGAGACUCUUGCCGAAACCCAGGACUCUCGAUUGAGCAAUGGAACCUCUGUUGAGGCUCCUUUGGGCGGAUACCAGUACGUCUUUAUGGACGUGCAGUCAGAAACGUCUGACGACUAUUUCUGGAUUAAGGGAGACGAAAACUGUCCUUCUUCGGACGCUGCCAUUGACGCUUGGUACGAAACUGAUGCGUUUAAGGAGCUCAACUCGUCCACUUUUGAUUUCUACCAGUCGCUGGCUGGCGUUCUUCCGUCGUCCAAAUUCCCUAAGUGGAAACUCAAUUUUGGUAACGCGAUGAACAUUAACGAUUUCGUUUUUGUCGAAAGCAUCCACGACGAUGACUGGGCCACCAAGUGGAACUCCUCCCUUCGUUUCCAAAUUGCCACUCUUGCAGAUGCUGCGCAAUGGGGAAUUUCGUACGAUGCUUCCAACAAGAUGAAUAAUUUUACUAUUGGUGGACAAUCGCUUCUGGGAGCGUCUCUCGUGUAUUUGAAUGUCACCAAGGAGAAAGGCUCUCCUUACAUCAAUUACUUCACCGGCUCCUACAACACGAUGUACCAGGUCUUCGGUCUUUUGGAGCUGAACCAGGUCUCUGAUAAUUUCACUGGUAUGCCUGGCUACGGAGCUACUCUGGUCUGGGACCUGCUGAAAGACACCUCGGACAACUACUUUGUGCAAUUCUCCUUCAAGAAUGGCACCGAUGCUGAGGACGCGCUUGUUGCCUACCCGCUUUUCGGACUGAACUCGACUCUGCUCUCCUGGGACGACUUUGUUGAAAAAACGGAAGCAGUUUCUAUUACCCAUCUCGAGGACUGGUGCGAAAAAUGCUCAAGCACGUCCUCGCAGUGCACCAGAUACUCCUCUACGUACGAACAGGCUUCUGAGGCAGAGGAAAAGGGUAUUGACAUGGAAAAGGUUGCCGACGGCUCCUACCACCUUAAUAAGCUGACCAACGUUGGAGCAGGUGGAAUUGGAGCAGGAGUCACCAUCGGGGUCUUCCUGAUUUUGGGAGCUUUGGUCCUUGCUUGGAAAAAAUUGAGAAGCAAAAAGAGUCCAUUGCUUCCUGUUGCCAGGACUGUCUCCAGAGACACCAAGGCAGAGACGUCUUCAGCUUCCGACGCCAGCACGUAG